CUGCGACAGAAAUUUAUGGACCUCAUCACCAAAGCCCGACGGUUAGCUGAAGAUGGGGAAAUCGCAAAGGCAAUAUUAUUGAAUGAGAAGGCACUUGAAAUCCACUAUAGUGAUAAGCUUAAGAAACGCAUUGAAAAAAUGAAGGUAAUGAAAUUACUGUUUGCAGUUACAUUGGUGCUGGUAUACCUUAAUUUUGUUUUGUAUAAGAUUACAAGUGAAUUCUACAUAUUAUUGUUUAGGUGCCAAGCAUCAUAUAAGAUUGUAAUGUCUAUAAUAGCAGUAAAAUGCUAAGAACACAUCGUUAGACUAUUAACUUAGGUUGAAUAAUAUGAUCAUUUACAUUUGAAAUAUCAGUCGGUUUUAUGUUUUAAUAAUUUUUUAAAAUUAGUGUUGACAUAAAUCUUUUUUUUCUUUCUUUAAGUUAAAGUAACAUCCAAUGAAUUAGAUUGCUCUGUUAUUUCCUGUACAUACCACACAGACAGAAAGCAAUAAUAAAAGGCUCAUAUAUUCAUAGAUUAUUCCAAAUUGGCUCCAGAGAAACACAUUUCUUAAGAAAAUAAUCUUUGUCUUUCAAGCCACUUAAAUUUAUUAAAUAUAACAGAAUUUAGACUAUCCAGUGUUAAUAUAUUUAUUUUACAUUGUUCUCCUGUGCAGGCUUUCCUAGCCGCCCAAAAUGAGAGUGAUGGAGAUGAUGAAAAUGAGGGGGGAAUGAAAAACCUUGGACAAGGCUUCAUGUUACAUCUUAAGUUACAUGACAAUCUGUAUAGGCAUCAGAAAGAGGGUGUCCUAUGGAUGUGGUCACUUUAUCUACUUGGCAAAGGGGGAAUUUUGGCAGAUGACAUGGGGUAAUUACUAACGUACUGUGCAUGACCAAUGACUCCAUUUUUACCAAUAAAGCUCUACAGAUACGUAUACACUGUCAUAGCCAGGUCCGGAUUUAGAUGGGAAGAUAUAUUUAAAGAUAUGUUAGCAGUUAAGCAAUACAACAAUUCACAAUCGAUUAAAUAGAAAUCUAUGGUGGGGAAAAGCCUCAGAGGAGACUAUAUUAAUGAUGGAUAUGUCACUUAAUUGAAACAAUGUAAUUCUAACUGCAUUGCCUGUUAAAUUCGUCCAGUUUUAUUUUUUGUUAGCUGAUAGUGGCUGUCUUUGGACCCUAUAGUUGAUUUGCUUUGUUUCACAUAAAUCUUUGUUGUUGUUUUUUCUCUAUGUUGUCCUCAUACCUCCAUUAUAACACACCACAAUCAUUUGUCUAAUUAUAAUUCAGUUUCUCUGUUGUAUUGUACUCCUAAACUAAUGAUUUCUUUAUCAGUCUUGGCAAAACCAUUCAAGUCAUUGCCUUCCUGGCUGGAAUGUUCGACAUGAAAAAAAUCAGCUCUGUGAUGAUAGUUGUUCCUCUAAGUGUCAUGGCUAACUGGCUCACAGAGUUCAAUAAAUGGUAUUUGUAUAUUUACAUUAAUGUUUAAUAUCAAAAAGCUUUAAUGUUGUAGAAAGCAAAUAUAUGUUAGGAAUGAAGAAUUAAAAAAUAAAAUCUUAUGAUUAAUAAGUCUAUAAUUUAAUUUUAAUUUUUUUUCGGUGCAUAGAAAAUGUUAACAGCUUAUUUUUAAUAUUCUAAGGACGCCAGGCAUUGAUGUCUUACAGUUUCAUGGUGGAUCUAAGAAAGAGCGAGAAAAAUCCCUGGCAAGAGUGAGAACAAGGGGUGGAGUGCUCUUAACUACAUAUGGCCUGGUCAUGACAACCAAGGAAACAUUUGCUGUACGACAUGGUCAGGAGUUUGUGUGGGUGAGUUAGUCAUACUUCAAUUUUAUAGCCUCAUUAUACAUUGCUUUUAUAGGUUAAUAAAACUACUUGGAUUUAUCAUACUGAGAAACAAGGGGCGGGUAUGGUCAGAGUUCUUUGUUUUUACUUGUGUGACAUAUUGUUUAGUUGACAGUCCCGUAUCCGAAGGUUGAUUAAAAACGCUCAAAAGUGUAAUAAUAUGCAUAACCCUUUUGCUGAAAAGCUUUACCUUUAAAAUUAUAAAUUUAAUAAUUAACCACACACCCUUCCCCUGAUAAUAUUUGGUAGCCUGGGAAUAAGAUAAGGAUAAGAACCCUUAGAAAAGAUAAUAUUCUUUUAUUGAUCCAAAGAAUGGGCAUUUCAUUGUAUAUUUUCAGCAUUUUAUAUUAAAAAAGUACAAAAUUUAACAUAAACUAGCCUGGCUGCCUAAGCAAAGAAACAUAACUCUAUUCUAAUUAAAAUAUGUUGUUUUUUUAAAAAAAACGAAUAUAAAUGUCAUUGUUAUUUAAAUUUUUAUUAAGUACAAAAAUAAAUGCAAUUUUAUAUUCACCAUCAAGAUUAGUUUAUUUGGAGAAUAAACUUUAGUUAUGUCUGAAGUUUCCUCGCUGCAUUUUCAAAAAUGUAGCAGGCUAGUAUUUUCUGAUGUGUAAUAGAAUUGAUUUUUAUUGUCUUUUUCAGAUAUAUCUUCAACUCUGUCAUUAUCACUCUUACUUUUAAACAUUAAGUUUAAUAAAUUCUACUCAGAUCUGUUUGAUUGUUUUAUUAUCUCAGCUUGCUAGUCUAGUAAGCCUAGCAGCUUGUCUCAAAUGAACUAGGAAAGCCAUCUCAAACUUUGACCUGUCAUAACUUUUUAACCAAAGAAGAUGUUAACAUACAGAUUUCUCUUUUUAAAAAAAUUCUGUUCGUGAAUGCAGCAGUAAAUUUUAGCAGACUCAAUUUUUUGCAGUUUAGUUGCUAGAUGGCCUGAAAUGGCGUCAAACAGGUCUAUCAGCCUGACUUGCUUUCGUCUGGUGUUGUAAAGAGGCAGUGGUGGGGAUUUGGGAAACGAUAAGGUGGGGGCACUAAAGACAGUAGAGAGUUAAAUAAAGACAAUUUUCAUGUACCACAUUUUUAAAGUAAAUUUUCAAGCACAAUGAACCAGCCAAACUGUCUUCACAAUGUUUGCUAUAAAUGUCCACAUGUCCUUAAAAUUAAUUAUUACUAUGGUAAUGUGUCUGCUUUUUUUCUAUUAGGACUAUGUCAUACUGGAUGAGGGUCACAAAAUCAAGAACCCUACAAAAACUUCCAAAAGUGUGCAUCUGAUUCCUGCGAGACACAGGAUUAUCCUUACUGGCACCCCGGUACAGAAUAACCUCAAGGUUAGUGUAGUCUCGUUGACAACUUUAGUACAAUAUCAAGUAAUAUCUCAUUGACGACAUUGGCACAAUCUUCAGUUUUUUAAUACUUUUCCAAGCCAUGUUAGUGACAGAAGCACCUCAUUUAUAAGGCUUGGUGCAUCAUCUCUUAGUUUUAAAAGAUAUCAUCUUAUUAAGUCGAUAAAUGAAAGUGAAUCUGAAAUGAUUACUGUUUGUUUAUUUUAAAAUUGUUCAGGAGCUGUGGUCACUCUUCGAUUAUGUUCAUCAGGGGUCUCUUUUAGGAACAGUGCGUACAUUCAAAAUGGAAUUUGAAGCCCCAAUUAUCAGGGUAAGAAUGUUUCAGUCCAUUACAUUGCUUUCAUCUUAAACUUUUAAGUGGGUUGGACUGAAAUAAAUCUUAAUCAGAUGCAAUGGUUUUGUCUCACGUGAUGUAAAGCAAAACAAAUUAAUAAAACUUAAUCCUAUUUAUAUACCGAUAAAGUUUAGUGCCUUUUAGAAUCUUUGAGAUGCCUUAGAUCUGCACUAUUUUACUACCCAAUACUAUUAAUGUUUAUGCAUAAAAUAAAGAUACCAAUCUUGACACCAAUUACUUUUAUUCUCAGGCCAGGGAACGAGAUGCUUCAGCAGUUGAGAAGAAAUUAGGCCAAGAAAUGGCUGACACAUUGAAAAAUAUUAUCAAGCCAUAUUUUUUGCGAAGAACAAAAGCUGAAGUACAAAAGUCAAAGAAUUCUGGAAAGGAUGACACCCAAGACCUAGUGUUUGUUUUCAUUUUUUUACCCACCAUUUUAUUACUUUUUAAUUGAAACACAUUUUUUUUAAUGACAUUUUCAUUUGUUGCUAUUUGUUGUUUUCUUUUCUAACUAGCGAUGUUAAUUUGGAUCAUCCAUUUAACACAUGAAAUAUAAACAUUAUAACCAUGUUUAGUGUUAUGGGAGUUCCAAUAGGUUACUGCUUAUUUUAUUAUGAAAAUCAUAAUAAAACACCAGACAUAUGUUGACUAAGUCAGUAGUAAGUUACAGGUCAAGUAUGCUGACAGACAUUAUCAGGUUUGUGUGGUAGCUAACCAAAUGGCAUGUUGAAUAGGAUGCACCGGGCCAUCAUGCAAAUCAUGGUACAGCCAAAAAAAAAUGUGGUCAAUAUCUCAGAAAUAACAUUACAGCUACCAGGAAAACUGGAAAGAGAUGAAGAUGGGUGGGAAAGUUGGUCUUUAACUAAUUAUCUAUCUAAUAAAUUAUUAUUAUUUAUUAAGGUUUUGAUUUAGAUAUUAAACUUAUAUUCUAAUCAAAGAUUCACUAUUCCUUUCCUUUAGAAUGCCUUCCAUGACCCGCAAAAAUGAUUUGGUAAUUUGGCUACAUUUGACCCAAACACAACAAAAGAUUUAUCAUGAUUUUAUUAACCAGGACAGUGUCAAAGAGGUGAAUUUUUAGCUAAUUUUUGCUAUUCAGUUGAUAAUUUUAGUUUGUCGAUAUAGAUGAACGGGCUGGAAAUGGCUAUGUGCCCAAAAAAUUAAAUCUUGUUUUGUAUCACCUUAUUGGUUUUUAAACUUUUUUCUAACUUGAUCUGUUUAGCUUUUAAUGACCAAGAAAUCCCCUCUGGUGGCACUGACAGUCUUGAAGAAAAUCUGUGAUCACCCACGACUUUUAAGCCAACGAGCUUGUUUGCAGCUGGGCCUUGAUGGAGAUGAGUAAGAUGAAAUUGUUGUGGUUGUGAGAUAAAAAGAAUACCCAAGAUUAAACUAAGUCACAAGCUACCGCAUUUUAACUUCAGUAAAUACACUUUCAAGUGUUGAACUGUAUAAAAUUAUCUUGAGACAUUUAGCUUGGUAGAAUUUCUGAAUAAACGUUUGAACAUCACUGCCACCCAACCACAAUAUUUAAUCCAUAGCAUGUUUACUGCCAUUUAUUCUUUAAACGUUUAAAUAUUCUUUAAAAAAUAAACUUUAAUUUUUUAUAUGGAGAAUCAAAAUGACAUUCUUCAAUCUUUUAUUAAUCUCUUAUGUUUUUAAUACUUUAAUUUCCUGAAUCUUUUUUUUAUUUUAUUUUUUUAAAUCUUUAAUUGCCAUUGCUUUGUUUUCUGAGUCACAAUUGACUGUAUUUGUCAGCCUCCUAAUUACUGUUUCCUGUUACAGUUUCAAUGAGGAGGACUUAGAGCAGCCAGAGGCUUAUGAAAGUGCUGUGUCCCAGAUCAACCAAAUUCCAGAUGAAGUUCUGGUGAAUGAGUCUGGAAAGAUGCAAAUUCUGGUUGACCUUCUGGACACUUUUAAACAAGAGGGUCGCAAGACGUUGGUGUUCUCUCAAUCCAGGAAACUUUUGAAUAUCAUCCAAAAAGUGAUAAAGAACAGGGUGAAUUGAAAUUUUAACGCAAUAACUGAGUUCAAAGACAUAAGGUGAAGCUUUUAACCAAGAUAACGGAAUGAAUAUCAAGCUAAAAGUCUUCUUCACCUGUAAACAUAAAAAUGAAGCAAAUGUAUAUCCUUACAAUGAUAAGCUUUUUAUUUAUUUUUUUCAGUAUACGUUGACUGUUAUCUUUAUAAAGGAAAAAGACAACAGCAUGAUAUCCCUAAGAAGCCACCCCGUAAAAUGUUCAACAAGACAUUAACAUAUGUUAAAAUAGGGUUGAAGAAAAAUAAAAUAAAAGCUUGUGAAAAGUCUCACUAUUCAUUUUUAUAUUUCUUUCCUAGGGUCACAAGGUGCUUCGACUUGAUGGAACCAUUGCUCAAGUGAAGGAGAGGGAUGAUAUAGUCCAGAAGUUUCAGCGAGACCCAGCCUACUCGGUUUUCCUUUUAACUAUACAGGUAAGAUUUUUUUAUAAUUUUAGUAUUGAUGUAAAAUUGUAACUAAUCUGCGCAUAGUAAGAUUGUUUGUAUUCAUAUUUACAUAGCAAUGAAGUACAGACUAGUUUUUUAUAUAAAUAUAUAUUUUGUAGUUAAAUAGUUUUUUUUCAUUGUCAAGUUCAUUAAAUUUGAACGUAACAGCUUUCAAUGUAAUGAAUUACUUGACCCACCAAAUUAAAAAAUUUUUUCCUUCUUUAUUAUAGGUUGGAGGUGUUGGCUUAACAAUUACAGCUGCGGACAGAGUAGUCAUAUGUAAGAUAUUGUUAGUUUUUAAAUGUAAAAAAAAAAUAAUAAUAAUAACAAAAUUAUACAUAUUCUAGAUUCUAUUGUCAUUAGAAUACACAUAUAUCCAGAGCUAUUUGUUUUCUUUGUUAAACUGCAACCAUGAUACAAAUACUUAUUAGUUGUAUUUCUGUUUCCUGAAAGACGACCCAAACUGGAACCCCGCAACUGAUGCACAAGCUGUAGACAGAGUUUACCGCAUAGGUCAACAAAAAAAUGUUGUCGUCUACAGACUUAUCACUUGCGGCACUGUAGAGGAAAAAAUAUACCGGCGCCAGGUCUUUAAGGACAGCAUCACAAGGCAGACCACUGGAGACAGUAACAAUCCCUAUAGGUAGAUGACAUUUCAAAGAGCAUCAAGUUUUUGUCUUGAAGAUUAUUACCACCAAUUUUGAAGUGUUAAUGGUUCAUUGGUAUUAUCAUUUUUACUGAUCCAAGUUAAAAACUAACUAAGCCAAAAAUAAACUACAUUUAGUGUAUUCUCCACCUAAUAAAAUAGUGUUAAACUUCUCCACUUACUUUAGAAACAGUUCUGUUUUAUUCUGUACAUAAUUCUUGCUUGUUAUGGAGUUAGCAGGAUGUUAUCUAGCAAUGAAUAUCAAAACCAAUUGAUGAUUUUCAGACCUGUAAUUUUCAGCUAAGCUAAACACAGCAAGAAUUAAAAAGAGGACAUAUUAAUAGGGAUGAAGAAAUAUGGUUAUCCCAGCUAGGCGUAAUUGUAAGGAUUUUUAAAACAAAAUCAAAAUUAGUUGGAGAAAAUAAAAGAUUCACUUGUUUUUUUCUUUUAAAUCACCAAUAAUAAUAAUUAAAAUCAAAUGCUCCUGAAGUCUUCAAACACAAAAUUUCAUUUAUCUCAAAAAUAGAAAAAGUGGACAACUGUGGGUUUUCCCCUGUAGUCUUCAAUUAUAUACCAAAUAAAUAAAUCUAAAAAAUAUGGGAUUUAAAUAGAGUUAUAAACUUUCAGAUACUUCACCAAAAUGGAAUUGAAAGAGCUGUUCACAUUAGAUGACCCCAGGUUCUCCAAGACCCAGAAACAGCUGGAAGAACUGCAUGCCAAUCAGAGGCAGACUGACCAAGCUCUGGAUAGUCACAUUGCAUACUUAUAUUCAUUGGGUAAUUACUUGACAUCACAAAUUCUAUCAAAUAAACUUAUACCCUACCUCACCUCACCAGCACAAAGUUAAUCAAUUAAAUUAAGCUGUGUAUGAGAAUGUUGACCAUAUAAUGCAACUUACUUUUAAAAACAUUAAAAAUAUAAGUGCUGCUUUUAUGAGUAAAUUAUGUUUAGUACAGGAGAUGGUUGAUUAAAUAAUAAAAACUGGAAAUGACUGAAAAAUAAUGAAACAAGAUAGUCUGAAUUCUAAGUAAGUGAUUUCCGAAAUUGAAAUAGUUUUAAAGAAAAUGUAUGCAAGUCAAAUCACUAUGGUUGUAAAAGUUAUUUUAAAUCUUUUUUCUUUUGUAAUAUUUAAUCAACGGAGCACCCUAUUUGGCAUUUUAGUUUAAAACCAAAAUGUUGAGAAAAAUUCAAAAUUACAAUUAUUUAAAUAUUUAAGUGUCUAUUUGGAUGGCAAUUGUUUCUCCUUUUUUUUUUCCUAUCUGAAAUUAUAAUCUUUCAUCACAAUAUUUCCUUUUAUUUCUGUUAGACAUUUUCGGCAUCAGUGACCAUGACCUGAUGUACAGACAGACAGAGACAAGAGACGAUGAAGAGGAGCCAGAAGAUGAAGGGGAAGAUCUCCAAGCCCUUAAUGAACAAUUCAUUCAACAUAAAGUAAGUUGUGUGGUUUUUUUCCCUCAAUGUUCAAAAUAAAAACUGUUCCCAACAAAGAUCUUAUUUACCAUGAGAGAAGGCAUAAGCAGACAUGCUAGACAGUUAAACUAUCUCCACAUAUGCUGUCUACAUUAAAGAAUACUAUAUACAGUUCUUACUAAUGUGGGCUUUAAAUUAGCUGUGGGCCUACUUAUUCAAUGAAGAAAAUAACACCCGCUUUAGUUUUAGCAAGUGUUAACAGAUGUUAUUGAUUGUUAGUGAUAUUAAAUAUAUUUAAUAAUUUAAUAGGAGUUAAAAGAGAACUUCCCGACACGACAGUUUUUGCUAAGAUUAUUACAAAAACUUAUUUGUAAUAAUGGUUUACUACUUAAAGUAGCUACUAUAGUGAGGAUUCCUUUAAUACCUACCAGUAUAAUAUGUAGAUACUGUUCAAACCUUACUCAGAUUCUAUGUUUAGAUCCAAGCAUUAUACCAAAGGUCAUUUUGUAUGGCCCAAUAGGAUUUAUGCUCCCUUUUAGACUUACUGGUAUGAUGAAUUUGUUGAAAAUCCUUGAAAAAUCGUAGACUUUUUAAAACACCUUAAUCUGAGCAGGUAAAUGGUUCAGGUUAGCAUGUAUGUAACAAAUAAUUCAAAAUAAAAUAAGUGGUUUGGAUUAUUUUUUAUUUUUUAAUUUCAAAAUUAUAUCUGUUCCGAACUAAGUACUUAUAUUUACCAUGAGAGUAUACAUAUGCAGAUAUGCUAAGAUAGAAAAACCAUCUCCACCUAUGCUGUCUACGUAAAUGUCUUAGCAUAAGGUAGCAGGAAAAAUUCUCUGAUUACAAAGGUACUACAACAAGCUGACUUUAUCCACACACUCCUACAAAAAGGACGAGCCAGAUGGGCAGGGCAUGUUGCAAGAAUGCCAGACAGCAGAUUUCCCGAACAACUAACAUUGGUGAACUCUAAAAAUGGAAACACUCAGCUGGUGGACAGAAAAAAAUGCCAAAAUAAAGCACACAGCAAAAAAAAAAUAUGCAGAAUAGGCUCAAAUCCAACUAGGACCAAAAAAAACAUCUUUCCCAUGUGCAGGAAAGUAUUUCUCUACCGUAGACAUCAGCCAUCAAUAACCUUCCUUAGUGAGCCAUGACUUAAUUAGUGAUCAUUUAGAUUUGGUAACCGCUGAGGGAGCACACUGGUGAAUUCGGGGGGAGUACGCUGGCAAAUUCGCACAAACUGGGGGUCAAAAGAAUUUUAUAUCUUUCGGUUCUGAUUGAGCUGAUCUUAGCUAUGUGUGAUGAAGAGCGUGGGAUGUAUCAUCCAAAUUUUUUUUAGUUUUACAACAGCAUUUUUCUUCAAAUAGUUGUUCAACUGACGGAAGUAAAGUUUGUGUGAUAUCACUCACUUUCUUGAUUAGUCUAUUUAAUCCGUGUUUGAUGUCAGACAAUUAAUUCCCACACCAGUAGGUAGUCCAAAAGUUCAGUGGGCUUCCAGAUAUACACUGUUCUUAAACAACUUGGAUAACCCAUAUACGGAUCAACUGAUGAAAUUGUAUUUCUGUACAGUCGAAAGGGGGAAAAGGUUAGCUGUAAGUUAUGCUGCAAUAUACGACUUAUCUAUGAACGCCCUACUUCUACUCUAUUUAUGUAAGUUGUGGAAAUAUCACGGGUUUAUUGUAUAAUAUAAAAUUUGUAUUUCCUUCUUUCAUUUGUUUUGCUGUAAUCACAUAGGGACACAGUAAUGCCAAUAAUUGUCAUGUUUUGACCAUUCAGCUCCUGUUGACACAUAUUAAUGAAGGCAAAUCAAAAAUCCAAAAAUAAUUCUAAAUCCUAGUGUAAAAGUUAUUUAAAUCUAUUGAUAAGCCUCAAAAUCAGACUGGUAGUGAGCUUAGGUAAAUAUUUGAGGGUCAGUACUGACAUAAUUGGCUCAGUCAAUUGAUCCUUUACCCUUUGUUGACUUCAAUUAAGAUAAGACAUUUAUUUUGAUUACAUUGCACAUAUUGUUUUUUGUCUUGAAAGUCUUCUUCUGAAUUGUUGUUGUUCCCUGCAAAAUUGGUUUAUUGCAAGGAGUUAAUCGUGAGCUCUGUAAGCUGUUAAGUGUGCGUUGGCAUUUCGAGCAGUCUAGUCUUUUUUUUUUUAAUGGAGUUCUGAGCAUUUUUCAAGAUCUUUAAGAACUUUAAUUUUUGUAUUCCCCCAUAAACAAGGCUCUCUCUAAUUUAGAAACAAAAUAAGUUCAAUGCAAUAUUAUAAAAUAAGGUUUGUUCUAUUAAUCCAAAUAAAUGGGAAUUUGUUUUGAUUACUUUGUACAAAUUCUACUCGUCCUAAACAACACCUUUUUUUGUGGUUUUUUUUUUUUUUUUUUUUUUUAAUUGGUUUCUAGCAAAUUUUUUUUUUUUUUUUUUUUUUUUUUUUUUUUUUUUUUUAUUAUUUGUUUUUUUUUUUUUUUUUUUUUUUUUUUUUUUUUUUAAUUGGUUGCUAGCAAAAUGUGAGGUCAAGCGUUUUGUGGUAAAAUUCUCCAAGGAAAAAAUAAAAUGGUUUGCAUUUCACCGUCAAAAUAUUCCAGUAUUCUGGAGAGGAAGAAAUGAAACUUUAUAUACUUUUAAAAAAAUUUCAAAAUUUGAAAUUUGCUGGAUCUGAUGAUACUAAUUAAAAUCUCAUGAAAAUUAUUUCAACAAAAAAAAACAUUUUUUGAUGUGACAGAUUCAGAAAGCCCAGACAUUGAUUGCACAAGAGUCCAAUAUUCCCGUAUCAUAUGACGAAAGGAACAAGGGAAUGAUGAAAUAUCCCCCAACCAUGUCAACAGGAAAUACGGUGAAAGCACCUAAACCAAGUAAUCUAUUUACACAAGGUUGGUAGAUUUGAUUUUUUUAUUCUGUACGUCAAGCUAGCUUAACAAUUCUAUAUAUAUACACACAUAUAUAUAAUAUACAUACAAAUAUGUACAUACAUUGUGUAAAGUGCAGAUUUAUUUGUAUUAUUGUAUUUAUGGUCGCCCAGAGGCAUCAAGUAAAUGUUUGAGAAAUUUUCUUUUAACUACAAAUUUUCUGACCUAUAAAUGUUAUAGGUCUCUUUCAAGGUAAUGAUUUUUUCAUCAUGGGCAAUUUUUAUUAAAAAAUACCCUCCCAGUAUUUUAUUUUCUAUUUGCCAGUGUCUUCAGGCCUAGAUCAAGAGAGACCAAUUGAAUUAGAUGACAGCUUUGAUCAUGGAGAAUCUGAUGAAUCUGUAACAGAGAUGGUGCACAUGUCUGACCAAACACAUGAGGUCAACUUUUCACAGAUAUAUUUUAUUUUGAAUAUUUACUUCUGGAACUCAUAUAGCUUUCGUAGAGUGUGUCAGAGUAUUUUAAGUAUUUCAAAGAGGGCCUGUCAGCCUUUAUUGGGACAUUGUUAUUCAUGCUAAGAUUUAAUUGUAUUUAUUUUUAAUGGACGAAAAGUAAUGGUCAAAGCUGCUUGAACCAAAUUUAAAUAAUUGUAUUGGUAUAUGGGGCCAUGAAUAUAUAUUAUGUAAAUAUAAAAUAAAAUUUUCAUGGAUUGAAAACAUAAAUUUUUGGACAGCCCUGGCUACAUACAAAUUUAAAUUAGAAUCCCCCACCCCCACGAUUAAAAAAUCAGUCACCGUUUUUCUCUGAUGUCUGUUUUUUAAAGUAAAAAUAUUACAUCACACGCACUGAAAAAUACUAAGUCGAACGUCCGUCUUAUAUUAUUAAAAGUUCUCACUAGUCUAUUUAUUGCUUUUACCAUAACUAGCGAUUUAUUUCUGAAAACUUAAUUAAAUAGUAUGAUGAUAAUUACAAAACAUUGAGGUUUUUUAUUUAUGUCCUACGCCUAUGCAAAGUCCCCUCCCCAUUAGUGUGUAUGUAAUAUGUGGAUGUCCCAAAAUCAAUUUGAAAUAAAUGUUUUUAAAAGCUCCUUUUAUUGAAUUAUUCUAUCAAUGUCUAACAGAUGUCCUCUCCUUCUGCAAGCCCAAUGAAUUCAAACAACCAGUCACUGGUCAAAUCAGAGAGAAAAGUUUUACAACCUCUAACUGCAGAGGAAGUUCGUCAGCGCUCACCAGUUGUUAAUGUUAGCCGGAGUGAAAUUUUUACAGAGGAGAUUCUUAUUUCUCCUGAUGGACGAUGCCCUGUCAUAGGAUUUGAGAAAUUGAACAACAUUCACAAGAGGCAGGAAGAGGCCAUGCAGACGGGUAGUUUUCCAUCCAGUCCGGUACGAAUAAGUUCUCCCAAAGCACACGAUAAAUCUGGGAUGUCUCCAACCUUG
Molecule: messenger RNA, 12246 nt
Organism: Lymnaea stagnalis (great pond snail)
Lineage: Eukaryota; Metazoa; Mollusca; Gastropoda; Lymnaeidae
Source: the annotation of a GenBank genome assembly